GCCAGAUUAGAUGUUCAGGGAAACCCGUGCGUGUGAAGCGUGUGCUUGCCCUAACUUCGUACAAAAUGGGUGUGUGAACAUAAGAACAGCCCUGCUGUAUCGGGCCCAAGGCCCACCUAGUCCAGCAUCUUGUUUCACACAGUGGCCCACCAGAUGCCACUGGAAGCUGGCUGUGUGUGUGUGUGUGUGGACUCUAUGCCAGAAGGAGCACUUGGGGGAAGACAGUAAAACCAAUCUAGGUCUUCUCCCUCCCCAGACCAGAGUAUAAUGUAGAGGCAGGAAAGCAUGAGGCGGAAAUGGCACUUCUGUGAGGGUUCGCCUCAGUUGCUGUAUCUUCCCUAGAGAAACCUGGAAUGUGAGGGGGAGGGGAGUGCCGGUGUCUCUGUUCCCUCACAAAGAGGAGAAAUGGCAGCUUGAGUCUCUGCCAUUCUGGCUGCCCUGCUCUGUGGACCUCCAGCGCUUGGGUGUGAUCCCGUCCUCUUCACCCCAGUGCAGUCUCUGUGCCUCUCCAAAGCACGAGAGGGAUUGAUAUUGGGUCUCCCUUCCUAGACUUGAAGGGUUGAGAAGUUUACUCUCACACCGCUCCUGAGGCAAUCUGCUCCUGAGGCAAUCUGCUCCCGUCCUUAUGGAGUGGGUUGAUACGUGCCUAGGGAUCACACUAGAUAUUUUGGUAGAAUUUGAUAUUGCUAAGUUACUCUAUUUCUGGUUGACAUUACAUCCAUACACAACCCUCCUAACAUGUGCAGCUUCUGACUUCCUGUGUCUCUUUGAAUUACACAAUAGGAUAAAUUGUACCAUUUCCCCUGCACGGCAACAAAAUGGAUUUAGAACAUUCAUCUAAGAUGUAAAAGAAUUCAGAUUUUUGAGGUACAGUACUACUUGGAUCAGCUGAAGAUGCAGCAGAAGGAGUAUAUUCAGCAGGUGUCAUCGUCUGGACUCUUCUGCACACUUCCCAUACUAGCAAAACUUGUUUUUAAAGCAAGAUGGUUUACAAAAUCCUCAUAUACUGACUUCUAUUAAAGCUGUUCUCCAAAAGAACUAUGUGUCUGCAAUGAACACAUCUCCUAUAGGAAAGACUGUAAACUUUUGCUCAAAAACAAGAACCCCAUUGAGGGGUGGAAGUCCUUAAUUAGAAUAAAAAAUAAGAGACUGCAUCAGAAUGUAUGUUAAUCCAAGGAGAGUUAAAAAAUGCCAAUUUGUGCAGAUAUUUGCCACUUGCUUUAUACUCUGUCUGAUGUUUUGGGGACCACUUGACGAAAAUAGUGUUGUGAGCCACAUGAAGUCUUACUCCUAUAGAUACCUCAUAAAUAGCUAUGCUUUUGUGAAUAAGAGCUUAUCAGUUAACAGGGAUAACUUGGACAGAGUAGCAGGCUAUCAGUACUUGAUUAACCACAAGGAGAAAUGUCAACAGCAAGAUGUCCUCCUCCUAUUAUUUGUGAAAACAUCACCUGAAAACUCCUACAGGAGAGACAUGAUUCGUCAAACUUGGGGUAAUGAAAACUACGUUCGUUCCUAUCUUAAUGCCAACAUAAAGACCCUGUUUGCUCUAGGGAAGCCAAAAGACCCUAUACAGAGAGAUCAAAUGCAAAAGAGGCUUCAAAUGGAAGAUGACAAAUAUGGUGAUCUGAUUCAACAAGACUUCUUGGAUACUUUUUACAAUCUUACUCAUAAAUUACUCUUGCAGUUCAGCUGGGUAAACAAGUUCUGCUCUCAUGCCAAGUUUGUUAUGUCUGCGGAUGAUGACAUUUUUAUCCACAUGCCAAAUCUUGUUGCAUAUCUCCAAAAUCUAGCACAAAUUGGUGUUCAAGACUUCUGGAUUGGACGUGUCCAUCGCGGAUCACCUCCCGUAAGAGAUAAGACCAGCAAAUACUAUGUUCCCUAUGAAAUGUACCCAUGGCCUGCUUAUCCUGAUUAUACAGCUGGAGCUGCAUAUGUAAUAUCAAGCGAUGUAGCAGCUAAAGUAUAUGAGGCCUCUCAGACUCUUAAUACAAGCCUUUAUAUAGAUGAUGUGUUCAUGGGUCUCUGUGCCAACAAAAUGGGAGUUGUACCACAGUAUCAUCUAUUUUUUUCUGGGGAAGGGAAGGCUAUAUAUCAUCCUUGCAUUUAUAACAAAAUGAUGACAUCUCAUGGACAUGUAGAAGAUCUUCAUUACCUUUGGAAGCAGGCUACAGAUCCAAAAGUAAAAAAUAUUUCCUCUGGUUUUUGGGGUAGAACAUAUUGUAGAGUAGUUAACAUUAUGCUUCUUUGCAGAUUAUACUAUCGGGACACAUAUCCUUGUUUAGCUGCACUGACAUAAUACUUGAAUAUCAAAAUAAGACUUACUGAGCCAAAAAUGAAUGAGAAACCUCUUACCUGUCUGAUAUAUGCAAAACAAAUUUGAAAUGUUAUAUAAACAUUGAAACCUGAAAACCUGCUUAUAUCCUGAAUUACUCACACAACAGCUUUGCCAAAGUUUUCUUAUAGAGAUUGAACCAUUUAUUCCCCCAUACAGCAGUUUUAAUGUCUUUUCAAGUGAUUUUAAGGUUUGGCUAGAGAUCCACUGAACAAUAAAAGUUUACAUUUCUAAAUGCUGAAUUAUCUGUAGGGGAAACUGAAUUGAACUUGGAAUACAGAAUAUACUUUUUACAGUUGUAGUAAGAGUUGGAAAGAAGGUAGGUAGAUGGGGAAAAAUUACUUGGCAGUGAAAGCUACGGAUGCACCAGUUAAACAGCAUCCUUUCCCCACCAAAAAAUCAUCACUACUCCCAAGCACAUGCACAUUUUGAUCUUAAGUCUUAACUGAAUAGCUAUGCAUUUUAUUACAGGCUACUGUUCACUUCAUGCUUCAGAAACUAUGUUAUAUAAGUGGUGCUAAUGCUGGUUUAACACUUUGUUUAAAUGAAUCCUGCAGAACCAUUGAUGCAAGGAAAAAUGGUAUUUGAGUACUCAGGUGGUGCCUUUCAAGUGCUUUGCAGUAGGAAUGAGUAUGUGCUCAUGAUGAAGUGUGCUUCAUCUCUCCCAUAAGUUUGUAAAACUGACUUUCACAGUAAGAAAUUUUUUUUUAAAACCCAACCCUACAAAAUAAACCUUGUGUGUGUGAUUGAAAGUGGGUAUAUCUAAACAUUCCAAUCCACCUUUGAACUAAGAGCACAAUUAACUAUGGACAGCCUCUUGGGCAGUCUUCUCUGCAAAUAUACUAACUUGUCAACCCAUUCUGUUGCUGUUAAACCUGAAAACAGGAAACAUCAAAUAAAACAACAAAAUAAAUCCUGGAGGGAGGUUCAAGAGGAAUACUAAUCGAUUAUGUGCCCUAUAAAGAUUAUGAGAAGCUUAAUAUGUGAAGCUCCAGUGAAAAGUUAAUGCUGAGAAACUGCAAGAUUAUGCAGCAUAAAGAAUGUGCUCUUCAAAAAUCUAGAAAGACUUAAAAUGCACACAAUCGGUGCUAACUUGGUAUUUUUCACCUCAAGCAAAGUCUGUAAUUUUACAAUACCAAUAUCUCCUAACAGGAAAUGUGUUUCAUCCCAAACUGUUGGAAGAAAUUUAUAAACAAAAUAUCAUCUGCAGCUUAUGUAGUAGGAUGAAGCCAGUUUAUGGCUUUGAUCAAAGCAUGUCUUGUAACAUGUAUACCUCUAAGCAACCUCCUUUGUCAUGGUUCUAGGGAAGGACUUGAACAUCCCCCGCUCCCAUUACUGACUUAGCUUGGGGUUUGAAACUAAGUAGAAUGUAGAGUAAACAGACAAGGUUUGAUCAAUUGAGUUUCCACUUGCAAUUUAACAUGAUACUGACAACUAGCUACAGGAAUUCCAUCCAAUAAUCGGAAAAUGCUUGAGAAUCCUGGUUGAAUCCUGAUCCUGCAACCAGACAUCUUGAGAAGUCCAUGGGAUUUGUCUGCAUUGCCAUUUGUAUUAAGUGUGUAAGUGUUUGCAAGAUAAAUGCCUUAGCUAGCACUUAUAUCAAAUUAUUUGAAAUGGCUGUGUGGGUGGUUUUUUUACAGCAGGUCUGUUGUGUUUAAAUAUCUAACUUAUUCCUUUUUUAAAGGGGCACAAAGUUUGUGUGCCCCUCUAGCAUAGGAAAGAAUGUUUAACAAGUUGAAAGAAAUUAUGAAGGUACUCCUUUUUUUAUCAAGGAAAGGAGAGCUGGACAAUUCCUUAAACUUUUCAGCCUUUGCCAUAUAUAUAUAUUUAUUUUAAACUGGAAAUUCUUAGGCUUGCUAGUGUUCCAAAUGCAGGGCUGUUGCACAACUUUUUCUUUCCAUCACAAGUAAAAUUGCAUCAGCCUGAAUGGUCAUGUCAGGCACCAGUUUUGACACUGUUGCACAAAAGUGUUAAAUAAAUUAGUUCUUGUUUGGUUUGAAGCUAUUUGAUUUUUUUUUCAAAAAUACAAUAAUUUAUUUUGCUCAGUAACACAAUGUUUUUGUAAAAGACUUGUUUUCAAUAAACAAUUUUGUGUAUUUUGUAAA
Hemicordylus capensis (graceful crag lizard) is the source of this 4437-nucleotide messenger RNA. RefSeq names its product UDP-GlcNAc:betaGal beta-1,3-N-acetylglucosaminyltransferase 5 (gene B3GNT5). Bases 1160 to 2296 code for a protein of 378 amino acids. The transcript is spliced from 3 exons. Gene Ontology annotation, cellular component: membrane. Gene Ontology annotation, biological process: brain development. The record is from RefSeq and is a predicted model, not a curated record. Lineage: Eukaryota; Metazoa; Chordata; Lepidosauria; Squamata; Cordylidae.